Cucurbita moschata (crookneck pumpkin) is the source of this 1673-nucleotide messenger RNA. Its product is annotated as protein DETOXIFICATION 27-like. Gene Ontology annotation, cellular component: membrane. Gene Ontology annotation, molecular function: antiporter activity; xenobiotic transmembrane transporter activity. Bases 105 to 1589 code for a protein of 494 amino acids. The record is from RefSeq and is a predicted model, not a curated record. NCBI's taxonomy places the organism in Eukaryota, Viridiplantae, Streptophyta, Magnoliopsida, Cucurbitales, Cucurbitaceae. The transcript has 9 exons. Gene Ontology annotation, biological process: xenobiotic detoxification by transmembrane export across the plasma membrane.
UGUAUCUAUAUAUACCCCUGCAGCUUAAGGGCUAUACAGAAUUGUUGUUCUUUUAGUCGUAAAAGGGCAGGGCAGGGCAGGGCAGGGCUGCUCAUCGAACCCAGAUGGAGGCCCUUGUGAAGGCGGAUGCGGCGGCGGAUCUUAACCAGGCGUUGAUUCGAAGGGAUGAAGAUCGACCUCGUCGGUCGGAGGAGCUAUGGUCGAAGUUAUGGGUUGAAACCCAGAAGCUAUGGCUAAUUGUUGGCCCGACUAUUUUCGCCCGUGUUGCGACUUUCUCUAUGAAUGUUAUAACCCAAGCGUUUGCGGGUCAUCUUGGUGAUGUUGAACUCGCUUCCAUUUCGAUUGCUAAUACUGUUAUUGUUGGGUUCAAUUUUGGGCUAUUGUUGGGUAUGGCGAGUGCAUUGGAGACGCUAUGUGGGCAAGCGUAUGGAGCUAAGAGGUUUCAUAUGUUGGGGAUUUACUUGCAGCGGUCGUGGAUAAUGCUGUUCUUGUGUUGCUUUUUGUUACUUCCCUUUUAUGUUUAUGCUACUCCGGUUCUGAAAAUGCUGGGACAGGCGGAGGAUGUGGCGGAGCUAUCUGGGGUGGUGGCGAUUUGGUUAAUACCACUUCAUUUUAGCUUUGCGUUUCAGUUUCCAUUGCAGGUGUUCUUGCAGUGCCAGCAUAAGACCCUUGUGAUAGCUUGGGUGUCUUUGGUGGGGUUGGUGGUGAAUGUUGUCACCAGUUGGCUGUUCAUUUAUGAGUUGCAGCUUGGUGUCAUUGGGGCUGCUAUUGCUCUUGAUAUUUCUUGGUGGGUUUUGGGUUUGGGGUUGUAUUUCUAUACUGUUGGGGGUUGGUGUCCUUUGACAUGGACUGGAUUCUCUGUUAAAGCCUUCCAUGGACUUUGGGAGUUUCUUAAACUCUCCAUUGCUGCUGGCCUCAUGCUCUGCUUGGAGAAUUGGUACUUUCGAAUCCUCGUAUUGAUGACCGGAAAUCUCGAAAAUGCUACGAUCGCUGUUGAUGCCUUAUCCGUGUGCAUGAGCAUCAAUGGCUGGGAGAUGAUGAUCCCUGUAGCCUUCUUAGCUGGUGUCGGAGUAAGAGUGGCAAACGAGCUUGGAGCUGGCAACGGGAAAGCAGCCAAAUUUGCAACAAUCGUAUCAGUGGCACAGUCAACAGUGAUUGGAAUAGCAAUAUGUGUUGUCAUAGUGCUAUUCCAUGGCAAGAUAGCACUGAUCUUCUCAAGCAGCAGAGACGUAGUGGAAGCAGUGGAUUCCCUCUCCAAUCUGCUAGCCAUUACCAUCCUCUUAAACAGCAUCCAACCAGUUCUUUCAGGCGUGGCUGUUGGAUCAGGCUGGCAAGCUUGGGUAGCAUACAUAAACCUCGGAUGCUAUUAUGGUAUAGGUCUCCCACUUGGUUUCGUCAUGCAAUGGUAUUACAAAUCGGGCGUAUCGGGCAUUUGGGGAGGGAUGUUGUUUGGAGGAAGUGCGUUUCAAACUCUGAUAUUGAUCAUCAUAACCAUUAGAACCGACUGGGAAAAAGAGGCUGUGAAGGCAUUGAAGCACGUAGAGGAGUGGUCGACACCUCAGGACAACGAGAAGCUUCUUCUGGCGUAAUAAUAAUAUUUUAAUAAUUAUAAUUGUGGUGUACCACUGUUCACACAAUUUUUAAUUUCUUGUAUUCAGAUAGUUCGAUUGUUU